UCUCGAAUACAACUUGUUGCUGCGCAGACGCGAAUCGCUCCGUGCGGACAGUCCGAGUUCGAAUCCUCUGCUAUAUCUUUGCUCUCGAUCGCGGCGAUUGCUAAUUCGACGAUCGUGCUAAUCGAAAUACCGAGAAAUCGCAGAAAUCCGUAAAAAUCCCAAAGCCGAACCGGGGUGUAUAGCAAGUGCCUUUGGCCAAUACUAAAACGUAUUUUUGUGAUUUCCCUGCUAAUUGGCAGCCGGGUCAUUCUGCAGUGGCUCGAAAGUGCGCAAGAUGGCCAAGUGUGUUUUUGUGCAAAUUAAAGGCUGUGGGGGCAAGGCAAAAACAAUUGCUUAGGGCAAUUAAAGCUGCGCCUGCGCCUGCGCGCCCCUUCCUAACCUCAAAAAUCGAAGUCUGCGGACAAAAAAAAAAUAAAAGAAGCUGAAAAAUACAUCUGAAAAAUAAAAAAAAAAAUAUAUAAAAGCCUUCGGACAACUCUUGUGGCUCGUAAUGUGAAACUGGUUCCUAUAAACACACACACACACACGUUCAGGCGUUGAAAGACCCACUCGAAAAUACACACACACACAAGCACACACAGUGAAAUGUAAACACCCAUACAGUGGCAAAUUGCAACGACAACAGCUUAAAUACAACAACAACAAAAGCAAACGCAGUGAAAGAGUCGAAAUAAAAUUUAUAUAAAAAGCUGUAUCUUUGGCACGCAAAGCUGAGCAAGCAAAAAAAGAGCCGAAAGUAAACCGCAAGUUCAAGAAAAACAAAAUUUAAAAAAAAUAACCCCUAUGACGUCAGGGGUUAUUGGUUGGAACAGGGCUUGAUUCAUCCCACUGUACCACCCACCGCCCACAAUGCUGCUGCGUCGGCGCAACGGCCUUUGCCUCCCCCUUUUGCUGCUCCUCCUGGCCCACUGCAUCUGCAUUUGGCCCGCCUCGGCGAUCGCCCGGGAUCGCUACUCCCGCCAGAACAAUCGCCAGCGUCAUCAGGACAUCGAUCGAGAUCGGGAUCGGGAUCGUUUCCUCUAUCGCAGCAAUGCGGACAGAAAUCGGCAGAGGAGCAGUUCCCAUUUCGCUCUGGGAGCCAACGGAUCGAUUCCCACCAUUCUGGAGGAUCAGAACAAGAACGAGUUCGUCAAGGGGAAAAUCUGCAUCGGCACCAAAUCCCGGCUGUCGGUGCCCUCCAACAAGGAGCAUCAUUACCGGAACCUCAGGGAUCGGUACACAAACUGCACGUACGUGGAUGGCAACCUGGAGCUAACUUGGCUGCCCAACGAGAACUUGAACCUGAGCUUCCUGGACAACAUUCGGGAGGUCACCGGCUACAUACUGAUCAGUCAUGUGGACGUCAAGAAAGUGGUAUUUCCAAAACUGCAAAUCAUUCGCGGCCGCACACUGUUCAGUUUGACCGUGGAGGAGGAGAAGUAUGCCUUCUUCGUCACCUACUCCAAGAUGUACACGCUGGAGGUUCCCGAUUUGCGAGACGUCCUUAAUGGUCAGGUGGGUUUCUACAACAACUACAAUCUCUGCCACAUGCGGACCAUCCAGUGGCCGGAGAUAGUGUCCAAUGGCAAGGAUGCGUACUAUAAGUACAACUUCACGGCUCCUGAGCGCGAGUGCCCCAAGUGCCACGAAAGCUGUGCCCAUGGCUGUUGGGGCGAAGGUCCCCACAACUGCCAAAAGUUCAGCAAGCUGACCUGUUCACCCCAGUGUGCCGGAGGUCGAUGCUAUGGACCCAAGCCGCGGGAGUGCUGCCACCUAUUCUGCGCCGGCGGAUGCAAUGGACCUACGCAGAAGGACUGUAUUGCCUGCAAGAACUUCUUCGACGAGGGCGUUUGCAAGGAGGAGUGCCCACCCAUGAGGAAGUACAACCCCACCACCUAUGUGCUGGAGGCCAAUCCGGAUGGCAAGUACGCGUAUGGAGCCACCUGUGUGAAGGAGUGUCCCGGUCACCUGCUGCGCGACAAUGGCGCCUGUGUCAGGAGCUGUCCUCCCGACAAGAUGGACAAGAACAGCGAGUGUGUGCCCUGCAAUGGACCCUGUCCCAAAACCUGUCCAGGUGUUUCAGUUCUCCAUGCUGGAAACAUCGACUCCUUCCGGAAUUGCACGGUGAUCGAUGGAAACAUCCGCAUCUUGGAUCAGACCUUCUCGGGCUUCCAGGAUGUCUAUGCCAACUACACGAUGGGGCCACGCUACAUUCCCCUGGAUCCCGAGCGACUGGAGGUCUUCUCCACCGUUAAGGAGAUCACUGGCUAUCUGAACAUCGAGGGCACCCACCCGGACUUCAAGAACCUCUCGUACUUCCGCAACCUGGAGAUCAUCCACGGUCGCCAGCUAAUGGAAAGCAUGUUUGCCGCCCUGGCGAUCGUAAAGUCUUCUUUGUACAGCCUGGAGAUGCGAAGUUUGAAGCAGAUCAGCUCCGGCAGUGUGGUCAUCCAGCACAAUAGGAACCUCUGCUACGUAGGCAACAUCCGGUGGCCAGCCAUUCAGGUGCAUGCCGAGCAGAAGGUGUGGGUCAACGAGAACUUGAGAGCGGAUCGAUGCGAGAAAAACGGAACUGUUUGCUCGGAUCAGUGCAACGAGGAUGGCUGCUGGGGAUCUGGCACGGAUCAGUGUCUGACCUGCAAGAACUUCAACUUCAAUGGCACCUGCAUCGCCGACUGCGGUAAUAUCUCCAAUGCCUUCCAGUUCGAUAAUAAGACCUGCAAGACGUGCCAUCCCGAGUGUCAGACGUGCACGGGAGCAGGAGCGGAUCACUGCCAGGAGUGCGUCCAUGUGAGGGACGGGCCGCACUGUGUGGCCGAGUGUCCCGGAAACAAGUACAAUGACAACGGAGUCUGCCGGGAGUGCCAUGCCACCUGCGAUGGAUGCACUGGGCCCAAUGACACCAUCGGUUUGGGAGCCUGCAAGACCUGCAACCUGGCCAUUAUCAACACGGAUGCCACGGUGAAGCGCUGCCUGCUGAAGGACGACAAGUGCCCGGAUGGCUACUUCUGGGAGUAUGUGCAUCCGCAGGAGCAGGGGUCGCUGAAGCCGCUGGCCGGCAGGGCCGUCUGCCGGAAGUGUCAUCCCCUGUGCGAGCUUUGCACCAACUAUGGAUACCAUGAACAGGUCUGCUCCAAGUGCACCCACUACAAGCGGCGUGAACAGUGCGAGACCGAGUGUCCUGCGGAUCACUACACGGACGAGGAGCGGCGGGAGUGCUUCCAGUGCCAUCCGGAGUGCAAUGGAUGCACGGGUCCGGGAGUCGACGAUUGCCUGUCCUGCCGGAACUUCAAGCUGUUCGACGUGAAUGAGACGGGUCCCUAUGCCAACUCCACGAUGUUCAACUGCACCUCGAAGUGUCCUCUGGAGAUGCGCCAUGUGAACUACCAGUUUGCAGACAUUGGCCCCUACUGCGCCUCUCGUCCGCCCAGGAGCAGCAAGAUGACCGCCAAUCUAGACGUGAACAUGAUCUUCAUCAUCACUGGGGCUGUCCUUGUCCCCACCAUCUGCAUCCUGUGCGUGGUCACCUACAUCUGCAGGCAGAAGCAGAAGGCGAAGAAGGAGACCGUCAAGAUGACCAUGGCCCUGUCCGGCUGCGAGGAUUCUGAGCCACUGCGUCCCUCGAACAUCGGAGCCAAUCUGUGCAAGCUACGCAUCGUCAAGGACGCCGAGUUGCGCAAAGGAGGAGUCCUCGGAAUGGGAGCCUUCGGUCGGGUGUACAAGGGUGUCUGGGUGCCGGAGGGUGAGAACGUCAAGAUCCCAGUGGCCAUCAAGGAACUGCUUAAGUCCACCGGUGCCGAGUCCAGCGAGGAGUUCCUCCGUGAAGCCUACAUCAUGGCCUCCGUGGAGCAUGUGAAUCUUCUGAAGCUCCUGGCUGUGUGCAUGUCCUCCCAGAUGAUGCUGAUCACCCAGCUGAUGCCUCUGGGCUGCCUGCUGGACUAUGUGCGGAAUAACCGGGACAAGAUCGGCUCCAAAGCCCUGCUCAACUGGAGCACCCAGAUCGCCAAGGGCAUGUCAUAUCUGGAGGAGAAGCGACUGGUGCACCGCGACCUGGCUGCCCGCAAUGUCCUGGUGCAGACGCCAUCGCUGGUAAAGAUCACCGACUUCGGACUAGCAAAGUUGUUGAGCAGUGAUUCCAAUGAGUACAAGGCGGCCGGUGGCAAGAUGCCCAUCAAGUGGCUGGCACUGGAGUGCAUCCGCAACCGCGUCUUCACCAGCAAGUCGGAUGUGUGGGCCUUUGGGGUCACCAUUUGGGAGCUGCUGACCUUUGGCCAGCGACCGCAUGAGAACAUCCCAGCCAAGGACAUCCCAGAUCUCAUUGAAGUAGGCCUGAAGCUGGAACAGCCGGAGAUCUGCUCACUGGACAUUUACUGCACCCUGCUCUCCUGCUGGCAUUUGGAUGCCGCCAUGCGACCCACCUUUAAGCAGCUAACCACGGUCUUCGCGGAGUUCGCCAGGGAUCCGGGUCGUUAUCUGGCCAUUCCUGGGGACAAGUUCACCCGCCUGCCCGCCUACACCAGUCAGGAUGAGAAGGAUCUCAUCCGCAAGCUGGCGCCCACCACCGAUGGCUCCGAGGCGGUUGUAGAACCGGAUGACUACCUGCAACCGAAGGCGGCACCUGGUCCUAGCCACCGAACAGACUGCACCGACGAGAUACCCAAGCUGAAUCGCUACUGCAAGGAUCCCAGCAACAAGAAUUCGAGUGCCGGCGACGAUGAGACCGAUUCGAGUGCCCGGGAAGUGGGCGUGGGUAAUCUGCGGUUAGAUCUGCCGGUCGAUGAGGAUGACUACCUCAUGCCCACUUGCCAGCCGGGACCGAACAACAACAACAACACCAACAAUCCCAAUCAUAACAACAUGGCAGCGGUGGGCGUGGCCGCUGGCUACAUGGAUCUCAUCGGAGUGCCCGUCAGUGUGGACAAUCCGGAGUAUCUGCUAAAUGCGCAGACACUGGGAGUAGGAGAGGCGCCGAUACCCACUCAGACCAUCGGUAUCCCGGUGAUGGGUGUACCGGGCACCAUGGAGGUCAAGGUUCCCAUGCCGGGCAGUGAACCCACUAGCUCCGAUCACGAGUACUACAAUGAUACCCAAAGAGAGCUGCAGCCGCUGCAUCGGAACCGCAACACGGAGACGAGGGUUUAGACUUCCACCUCGAGGGAGGAGCGAUUGCCAAUGGAUGAGGAGAAUCUUGCCAAGUGCCUUUGGAAGCCAUCGCCGGCUUUUAUCCUAGAUGGGAGCCCGUGCGCCUGUACAAAGCCUAGAUCGACCCAUAGAUUUGUAUAUUACUACCGAUAUUACUCUCUAGUGUACUUAGCCAGUCCCCCUUUGUGUAUAUGUUAUACGACUUCUCUAUCCUAGCCUCUAACAAAUCAGUAGUCAGCAGGGAUCGUCGUCGCGGUCCUGCGCUUGUAGCAUCCAUGUAAUUACGAGAACAAAACACCGAUAGUGCAUUUCUUAGACGCCUCCGCCACGCCAAGCUCGAAGAGAUCGAGAUCUUAAUCAGAUCGGCUCCACCGGAGGACGCCCACUAAGCUAAGCCGAGAUGUCCAGUUCCCUUGGGCGUCAAUUACUUCUUGUACUUGUAGUUAGCCGUAGUCUCUUCUAGCGCCUAGUUUCCAACUGUGAUAUAGUUUUUAGGACUCGACCUAAGGACUUUCAAAACCACGAUGAACAAAUCGAACGACUCGACACACAAUUAAGCAAAAAUAGUAGAAAAACUAAUCAAUGUGUAGCCACAUAGCGAUCUUAUGCAAUUUUAGGCCUAGUUUCAAAUCCCAUUCGAUAAUAUCAAGUUUGACAAUCAAAUCCCGAGCGUGCCAUGCGUCGAUCGAUGCAAAUCUCCUAAAGAUUUUGAAUACCUUGUUGGCACACUAGAGUGUAAGCGAAUGCCUAGGCGAUAUGUUACUGAUCAAAGAUACAUAAGUAAUCCACACAAAUAUAUUCUUCUAAUAUACAAUAUAUGUACCACAUAUACACGUGUAGAUUUGCCAAGUUAUGCUUACUGAAUAAGUUAAUUUAAAUUAAAAUAGACUAUUUACAUAUAUGCGAAUAUAUAUACACAAAUAAAAAUUAUUUUUCAA
Messenger RNA from Drosophila suzukii, 6059 nucleotides. It is a transcript of the gene Egfr, whose product is annotated as epidermal growth factor receptor. Gene Ontology annotation, cellular component: basal plasma membrane; signaling receptor complex; plasma membrane. Lineage: Eukaryota; Metazoa; Arthropoda; Insecta; Diptera; Drosophilidae. Gene Ontology annotation, biological process: positive regulation of cell population proliferation; protein phosphorylation; cell surface receptor protein tyrosine kinase signaling pathway. Gene Ontology annotation, molecular function: transmembrane receptor protein tyrosine kinase activity; ATP binding. The record is from RefSeq and is a predicted model, not a curated record.